Molecule: messenger RNA, 2992 nt
Organism: Eleginops maclovinus (Patagonian blennie)
Lineage: Eukaryota; Metazoa; Chordata; Actinopteri; Perciformes; Eleginopidae
Gene: ccdc136b
Product: coiled-coil domain containing 136b
Exons: 10
Coding region: 241-1389 (382 amino acids)
Biological process (GO): acrosome assembly; single fertilization
Cellular component (GO): acrosomal membrane
Source: RefSeq, a predicted model, not a curated record
GGAGCUGCUGCAGGAGGAGGAGGAAGAGGAGAUUUAUAGGACAACAGCAGCAGGAGGAAGAGGAGGAGGAGGAAUCCACACGACCAGAACUGCAGCACCUCUUCUUUUUCAGCUCCAGGAGGAUGGAGGGGUCUCAGCGGCUCAGUUUUCCCAGAGCCUGAAGACCUUGCUGGGUAUUGCUUCCUGUCCCCCCCGAGUGGAGGUCUGGUUCUCCGUCUGUCCUCUGUAGUCUCCUGAAACAUGGACAGCUUCCGGCUGCCGCCCGUCAUCGAGGAGGUUCUGGAUCCAUCCGACGAGCUGUGUGAGCUGAAGGAGACGAGGCCGAUCAUGCUGGGAGAAACUCUGACGGCCAAAGAAAGGGAAUCCCUGGAGGAGAAGGAGGAGGAGAAGGAGGUGAUGGAGGAGAAGAUGGAGGAGGAGGAAGAGGAGGAGGAGGAUGAUGAAGAGCUGAGGUCUCAGGUGUUCCAGCUGAUGAUGGAGCUGGACGACAGCAGGGAGGUUUCUCAGAGACAGGAGGAGAGUGUCCUGGAGCUGCAGGGUCUGUUGGAGGAUGAGCGUCUGGCCAGCGCUCACCAGGCGGAGAGCUUCACCAGACAGAUCCAGAGACUGCAGGGCGACCUGCGCUUGGCUCAGGAGGAGAUGGACCGUCUGGAGGAGGAGAAGGAGUCAGAGCUUCAGGAUCUGCAGGACGAGCUGCGAUUGGCUCAGGAGGAAGUGAUGCUGCUGCAGGCGGCGGCCGAGGAGGCGGCGGCCGAGAGAGAGAACGACAUAGCGUCCCUGCAGGAGGAGCUGCAGCGCCUCAGGGCCGAGAUCAGCAGGAGACAGCAGCAGAAAUCAGGUGAUCUGAAACUGAAGGGCGAGUUGGUCUCUCUGUCGGAUGAACGUCGAUUCCUGAGCAGCGACAACAAAGACUUGAGCGGGAAAGUCGAGAAACUUCAAGGAGACACGUGUGACGAGGGCGUGUACCUGGCGGUCUCUGACUGUGAGCAGGUAAAGGCCGACGCCUACAUCACACUGUCUGAAGCCGCAGACAGGAAACAGGAAGACCGACCAUCAGAGGAUCCGGAGAAGAUCUGCAGCUCGGAGAUCAGCGCCGUGAAGAUCCAACUGAGACACGCCGAGGAGACGGCUCUGAAAGUCCAGACUCAGUGUGAGGGUCUGAAGAAUGACCUGGAGGACCUGCAGCGUCUGUACGACAGCAGCCGGAGCGAGCGGGCGGUGCUGGAAGUGGAGCUGCAGCGCUGCAAGGCCGAGCUGCAGAAACUGGUGGACAGGAAGGCACAGAGCGUCCAUGGUGGUUCUGAACCCCCCAUCCUCUCCAUCCCCCUCAUAGGAAUGAUUGUUAUAGUGGCCUUGAUUUGGUGCUGGUGGGAGGAGAUGGCGUCAUAGAGGACCAGCGGAGCGAUGCUGAAGGCUGGAGUCUGGCGGUGGCAGUGGUGGCGGUAGCGGCCGUCUUGGUUCUGGUGGUCCCCAGCUUCAGCAGGGCCUGAGGACAGGAAGUCUCUGAACAGGAAGUGACCUCACAGGGAACUCAUGCCCUCACACAUGUCGCCAUCCUGCUGGUGUCGGCUUCACAGAGAUGUUUCAACCCGAAGGAAGCAAUGAGAUCAGAGGAUUUAGGAAGACUUUUCCUGCGGGACGUCGCUGUGCACAAAGUCCGUGUACGGAUCGGCUGUCAGCCGGCAGUCAGCCGUCACAGACUAAAAGUCCUCAUUUUGCUUUAUUUCAAACGUUUCCAUUGCUUUCCAACAUCAUAAUGAAGUGGAUGAUUUUAAACCUGGAUUUAUGUCAGAGAGUUGUUGUGUUUACUACCAGAGGAAGCUAAUCAACCAAUUCUGGAAAAAUUACUGAAGCCUUGAAUGAAAUACAAGGCAGCAAAACUACACUGUAGAAAAGUAAAAGCUCUUAAAGUAUUACUUAGCUAAAAGCAAAUACGUGUUAUCAGCCAAAUGCACGAAAGUACAUUUAACAAAAUGCAGAAUAGCCCUAACACGAGUAUUGUAUUUUCUUUAUUUGCAUUCUUUUCAUUUUAAAUGUUUUAUAUAGUUUUGGGCAAAUUAUCAGCUAGAUCUGCUUAAAUUAAAUGUAUGAAAGGAAGCAGUACGCCUUUCUAAGAGUGAAGUAUUAUUAUAGUUUUUCUACAUUUUGUUUUUAUCUGAUCUUAUUUCAUUGUUAAUAUCAGAUAGGUGUUUUGCCUUAUUGUUCGUGCUGGAUUAAAAAUAAUAUUUUGCUCUCGAGGAGAACAUGAAGGUGAUAAUGGAAGCAUAUCAAAUAUUUUAGUGUUUUUAAUACAUUAACUGUGCUUUAGUCCCGAGUCACGCUGUGUAUCAUCUCAUCAUAUCCUGAAAAAAAGACCAAUAAUGUCGAUUAUACCACAUUUUGGUUUUGUAGCAUGAUCAAAAAGAAGCUGAUUUAAGGAAAUAAUCAGCUUCAUGGAAUUUAAAAUAUGUGUAUUUGUUUGUUUAUAGUUCAAAAACAUUGGUACGUAUAUCUACAGCAGUCUAUACGUUUGUUAAACGUUUAAAAAUAUAUUGGUUGGAGAUUUAUUGUGUUUUCGACUGAUUCCACUGUGCCACGUUCAAACACAGAUUGCUUUAAAUUCACGACGGAUAUUUUUGCACAGCAGAUGGUUUAAACAAAAUGUAGUUUGGGGAGGGGGACAAAUGAUGUAUAUUUAUUUAUUUAUUGUCAUUAUUUUGUGCAUUAUUCUGGAAGUUUAAAGUUUUUAAAGUGUUAUUUAUGUAAAAACACAAACGUAAAAUUAGCUAAAUGCAUUUAAAAAAUACAGAACAGACCAUUCAUGAGAGUCCUAUUAUUACUGUAUUAUUGUUAUUAUCAUUAUUAUAAUUGUUAUUAUUUUCAUGUUGCUUAACGAGUUGGUUUGACAAUUAUAAUAUAGUUAAAACUUUAAAGGAAUCAUCAUUUAUAUUUUUUAACAUUAAAUCUAACAAACAGGCUGCUUAUAUAUAUAUAUAUAAAUAUAUAUAUAUAU